GUUUCCGUUGGGGCGGAAGCCGGGAGAGCGCAUUCCCAGCGAGCGCGGGUCCUGGGUCUUCUGUGGAGCGGGCUGUGAGCGGAGGGGUGGGAGGCGAGUCCAGGGCUCCCUGAUCCUCUAUAAGCUCCUAGCGGCGUGUAGCCGCGGAACAACUGCAAAAGUGGUCGGGCUCUGUUUUUCCCUUUCUUCCUUGCCACUCUUGGGUUGGCCCCCAAGAUCCAGAGAUCUGCAGGGACCGGAGCUGCAGAGCUAGGAUGGGAAACAGUGCGCUCCGCGCUCAUGUGGAAACGGCGCAGAAAACUGGAGUCUUUCAGCUUAAGGACCGUGGGCUGACCGAGUUCCCCUCAGAGUUGCAGAAACUGACGAGCAAUCUCAGGACCAUCGACUUGUCCAACAACAAGAUCGAAAGCCUACCGCCUAUGAUUAUAGGGAAGUUCAUUCUGCUGAAGAGCCUCUCCUUGAACAACAACAAACUGACUUUUCUUCCUGAUGAGUUAGGCAAUCUGAAAAAACUAGAAACGCUAAGCCUCAACAAUAAUCACUUGAGAGAGCUGCCGACUACCUUUGGGCAAUUGUCAGCGCUGAAGACCCUGAGCCUCUCUGGGAACCGGCUGGGAGCACUACCACCCCAACUUUGUAGCCUGCGGCACCUGGAUGUGGUGGAUCUCUCUAAGAACCAGAUUCGAAGCAUACCUGACAUAGUGGGGGAGCUGCAGGUCAUCGAACUCAACUUCAACCAGAACCAGAUAUCUCAGGUCUCAGUAAAGAUAUCUUGCUGUCCUCGCCUGAAAGUUCUUCGCCUCGAAGAGAACUGCUUGGAGCUCAGCAUGCUUCCACAAAGCAUCCUUAGUGAUUCCCAGAUCUGUCUGCUUGCUGUGGAAGGCAACCUUUUUGAAAUAAAGAAACUUCGAGAACUAGAAGGCUAUGAUAAGUACAUGGAGAGGUACACGGCCACCAAGAAGAAGUUUGCAUGAUGUUCUCCAGGAGCAUGGGAAUCCAUACAGGACAUUGAUUUGGAACCUGUUGCAAUCGGGCUGAAUCAAAGGCGCUUGUUGUUGUCAAGGGCAUCUGCAGUGAGCUGUUGAUACUCCAGGAGGUUAUAAUUUUAUUUGAUCUUUUUCCUUUCUAGAGCUUAUCUCAAAUAAGCUAAAAGGAAUCAAGAGACAGAAAGAGUGCUCCAUUUUGAGUCAUGUUUAGGGCAAUGGACAAUGCUGAUCUUCAAAAUCAUCGUAAUGUUGGCUUUAAGGAACCAGUAGCAAGUUGCUAUUUCUACAGUGAGGGGGUGCUGCCUGGUAAUAGAAUAGCUCCACACCUCAGCUUGAAAUUUCAUAUUUAGUUUCAACGUGUCAACUUUCAUAAAAUCAGCUGCCAUUCCAUCUCUGUGUUAGCAUUUCACAUUUUUUGAAAUUCAAAUAAUUUGUGAAAGGCUACUAAAGAUUUGUGAUUUUAUUCCAGUCUAUCAGUUCAGUUCCAGUAUUUAUACUUGGAAUUUAGGAUGUACAUGAAUGUGACUGUCCUGAUUAGAAGUGUACUUUGUCAGAGAAGCACCAAUACAAGAGUAAGAUAUGUUCCCCAAGGCUGCAGUAGCAAAUUCUAACUACUGCAGGUGCCUUAUUGGUAGAGGGCUCCGAAGAGCUAAAACCAUAUAUGCAAAACUUGUAAGAUACAAGAGGUUUUAAUAAUCAAGAUUUUCCUGAAUCUUUGUUAGAAAUAAUGUCUCAUUUCUGGUAAUCCUUUUCCCUUUUUGUAUUUAUAACUAUACUAAUCAAAUUACCUAUCAAAACACUACUACGAUAUUUUAAAACAACCUAUAUUUAUCAAGUUUAUUCUCUGAAGGAGAGAAUACACUAAAUAAAGAAUUUGUAAUAAACUUUGGCUGGAAGAAAGGUUAAUCCUUUAAAAGGAAGACAUGAGAACUUUAACCUAUAAGUGCUCCUUUAUUUGAAAGUAAACUGAUUAGGAAGAAGCGUUUCCUGUUCAGGUUGCAUGAGUACUGUGAUGCCUUCAUGUGACUGAUGAAACAUUUUGUGGUAUCGGACCCAUGCUGAUUAAGAAAUACUGAAGGUACAAAGGUAUUAUAUGUCAUGUAUUGACAGUUCUCAUUUUACAAACCUAGUUUAACCUUUAAGUCAAGAGAUCUUAGCAGCCUAGUAUUUAAUAUAUACGAGGAAGUCUCCUAACUUUAAAUCUUUUUCCCAUGUUAUUUUGUUUCUCAAUUUGGGGAGGAACGGGGUGCCAGUUUAUCAUUAUUAACUGAGUUUUUAAAAAUAAACUUUAAUGUUUAAUUAAUCUUAUUGGUCUUCUCACUGAACAAUUCACAUUUCUCUAAAUAUUUUACCAGUACUUAUCAUCUACUAAAUCAGCACUUACAAAUUAAACCUCAAUGUCCCCAUCCCUACGACAGUCACCACUUGCACAACUUAGACCCAGACUGAUUUCCAAAAACUUUCUUCACUAUCCUUUGCCUACCGAGUAAUACCAGAUUGUUCUGCUCUUUAGACACACAGUGCAAUGUCUUUCACCUUUAGCUGCCUUUACAUUGUUGGCUCAGUCAGAAAUGCUCUCUUACUAACAUGCUCCUUCCCUAUGUCUAAGCCCCUUUCUAAGUCUAAGCCAAAUUAAUUGCUCUUCCAUCUGUUUCAACAGCACCUCUCACAUUCUAUAUUCAACUGUCUCUUGCUAAACUGAGCUCUUUGAAUGCAGGAACUAUGUAAAGCAAUACACCCCAAGUUAUAGUACACAAGUAUUUAGACUUAAAUAUGAGCUAACAAAGUAGGUUGACUUGUGGGCUGGAGACCCACAUUCUAGUGACCACUACUAAGUCACCCACAUUCUUUUAGAGUUUGCGUAGAAGUCAGUGUAGAAUACUGACUACGAUCAUAAGUCUUGGAGUCUGAAAAGAUCCUGGUUUGAAUCCAGUGUCAUUUACUAACUAUGAAUUUGAGCCAUUUAGUCUCAUCUGUAACAGGCAAUACCUGCUACCCUCAGGUAAAUUAUGAGGAUGUGGUGAAAAGAUACAUAAAAAGCAUUCAGCAUAGUGCCCAGGACAGAGUGAG
Rhinolophus ferrumequinum (greater horseshoe bat) is the source of this 3056-nucleotide messenger RNA. RefSeq names its product leucine rich repeat containing 57 (gene LRRC57). Gene Ontology annotation, molecular function: protein binding. The coding region runs from base 255 to 974 and encodes 239 amino acids. The record is from RefSeq and is a predicted model, not a curated record. The transcript has 6 exons. NCBI's taxonomy places the organism in Eukaryota, Metazoa, Chordata, Mammalia, Chiroptera, Rhinolophidae.